AUGAGGUCAGACUCCCGGGUGAGGGAAAUCAUGUCUGGACGCGGAAAACAGGGAGGCAAAGCUCGCGCUAAGGCCAAGUCUCGUUCGUCUCGGGCAGGUCUCCAGUUCCCUGUGGGUCGGGUGCACCGUCUGCUCCGCAAAGGCAACUACUCUGAGCGAGUCGGUGCCGGGGCGCCGGUGUACUUGGCAGCCGUACUGGAAUACCUGACAGCUGAGAUCCUGGAGUUGGCUGGUAACGCGGCCCGCGACAACAAGAAGACGCGUAUCAUUCCCCGGCACCUUCAGCUGGCUAUCCGCAACGACGAAGAACUGAACAAGCUGCUGGGCAAAGUCACCAUCGCCCAGGGUGGCGUUCUGCCCAACAUUCAGGCCGUGCUGUUGCCCAAGAAGACCGAGAGCCACCACAAAGCCAAGGGCAAGUAA
Molecule: messenger RNA, 423 nt
Organism: Trichosurus vulpecula (common brushtail)
Lineage: Eukaryota; Metazoa; Chordata; Mammalia; Diprotodontia; Phalangeridae
Product: histone H2A type 1-like
Exons: 2
Coding region: 1-423 (140 amino acids)
Cellular component (GO): nucleosome
Molecular function (GO): DNA binding; structural constituent of chromatin; protein heterodimerization activity
Source: RefSeq, a predicted model, not a curated record